CACACAAAAAGAGUCGCCAUUGCCAAAGCCCAAAGCUUCCUCUACUCCUCCGCAACAAUCCCUCCCAUAUUCCCAUCUUUGUCGUCUCUCUUCUCCUUCCCGCAAAGUUUCAUGUCUCCCCAUCAUCUCCUCCACCACACCUCACCCUAAACAAAAACCCCUCUCCUUACCAAUCAUCUCCCACCAUGAUCACAACCACUAAACCACCUCCACCAUCACUAAUCCCCUCACUAAUCAUAAUCACCAUCGUAAUUACAUCCCCGUGUUUCUUCCCGCCCACGGCAACCUCCGCCGCCGUCAACGAAGCCGAAAUCCUCCUAACCUUCAAGAAAUCCCUCUCCAACCCCUCCGCCCUCCAGAGCUGGAACGCCACGUCAUCCCCGCCCUGCACCCGCGACUCCUCUAAAUGGGCCGGGCUCCGCUGCACGGGCGGGUCCGUCGAGAAGCUGAUCCUCGACAACAUGGGCCUGGCCGGGAUCAUCGACGUGGACUCUCUCACGAAGCUCACCAAGCUCAGGACGUUCAGCGCCAUGGGGAACAACUUCGACGGGCCCUUCCCUCCGUUCAGCAGGCUGCCCUUGAAGAACCUGUACCUCACCGGGAACAAAUUCUCCGGCGAGAUCCCGGCCGAUGGGUUCAGAGGGAUGGCUUCGCUCAAGGACCUUUACCUGGGCCACAACCAAUUCGCGGGCCCUCUUCCCGGGUCGCUUGUUGGGCUGAACAAGCUCAGCGAGUUGGGCCUGGAAGGGAAUCAGUUCACCGGGGGAAUUCCCGACCUUCAACAGCCGUUGACGGUGUUUAACGUCUCCGUUAACAAUUUGGCAGGUCCCAUCCCCAGGAACCUGGCUGACAGAUUUAAUCAGUCGUCUUUCUCCGGGAACAAAGAGCUGUGCGGGAAGCCGCUGCCGGCGGCGUGCAAAGCCGGGAAGAGGAAAACAAAGACGAAGACCAUUUUGAUCAUAGCGGCAAUUAUCGCGGUGGUGACAAUACUGGGCGCCAUCCUGGCCUGCACCUUCAUCCAGGCCCGCGGAUCCAGAAGAGGAGAGCAGGCCCAAUUUGACGACACAAGAAACCUGAAGAAAUUCGGGGCGGCAGGCCGAAUGGGCCCAAAGAUGCAGGCCCACAAAAACCAUCAACCGGAGCCCAUGAAGGAAGCAGCCGCCGCCGGUGGCGGAGGGAGGAGAGGGGAGAGCGGGAAGCUCCGGUUCGUGAGGAGCGACAGGGAGGAGACAUUCGACCUGCACGAACUGCUGAGGUCGUCGGCGGAGGUUCUCGGCAGCGGGACGUUUGGGUCUUCGUACAAAGCUGUUCUCUCCGAAGGUCCGGCCAUGGUGGUGAAGAGGUUCAGGCACAUGAAUAACGUCGGGAAAGAGGAGUUUUACGAGCAUAUGAAGCGGCUGGGAGAUUUGUCGCACCCGAAUUUGCUUCCCCUCGUUGCUUUCUACUACAGGAAGGAAGAGAAGCUUUUAGUUUCCGAUUUCGUCGACAAUGGCAGCCUCGCUAGUCAUCUCCAUGGGAAGCGACGGCCCGGGGAGCCAGGGCUUUCAUGGCCGACGCGACUGAAGAUUAUCAAGGGAGUAGCGAAGGGGUUAGGGUUUCUGUACAAGGAGCUUCCCGAUUUGCCCCUGCCGCACGGCCACCUGAAAUCCUCCAACGUCCUCGUCGACCACGCGUUUCAGCCGGUGCUCACCGACUACGCGCUGUCGCCGGUGGUGAAUCGGGACCAGGCGCAGGGGGUGAUGGUGGCGUACAAGUCGCCGGAGUUCAUCCAGACGGGUCGGACGACGGGGAAGACGGACGUGUGGAGCCUGGGGAUCCUGAUCCUGGAGCUUCUGACGGGGAAGUUCCCGGCCAAUUACCUCCGGCAAGGGAGAGGAGCGGCGGCGAACGCUGACCUGGCGGCGUGGGUGAAUUCGGUGGUGAGGGAAGAAUGGACAGGGGAGGUGUUCGACAAGGACAUGAAAGGGACCAAGAACGGGGAAGGCGAGAUGCUGAAGCUGCUCAAGAUCGGGAUGUGCUGCUGCGAGUGGAACGUGGAGCGGCGGUGGGAUUUGAGAGAAGCUCUGUCGAAGAUCGAGGAGCUGAAGGAGAGGGAAGAAGGUUGUGAGAAUGAUGAGGAGUAUUGUAGCUCCGAUGGUGAUCUCUACUCUUCCAGGGCCAUGACUGAUGAAGGCUUCUCCUUCUCCGUCACUGCCUAAACUGCAUUGAAUUGAAUCAAUUCAAUUCACCCAUUAUUGGUGUAUCUAUAAUACGAUGAUCCUGUGUAGAAGAGAGCUAAUAAUGCUGAUUACAGAAGCUGCUUCAGCUGGAAGGCAGAGGUUGCAGGCGUGCAAAAGGAACAUGGAAGAAGAAACCAAAGACCCUCCAAGAUAUGCUUAGUUUUGUUUGUCAGAACUCACACCGAGGAAGGCUUGCCUUGUCGUCUGCCUGAUUCUGUACGUGGACAAAUGGCAUAAGGUUAAUAAUGCAUUGGCUCAUGAACCAAUUUUGGGAACCUUUCUCCUGAAACCACAAGGUGUACCAACAGUGGGAAAACCUAUAAAAAUCAGAAGAUUGGAUGCAGGCAGUUGGACAGUCACCAAUGGCAGGGGAUAACACUGCUGAAGAUGGAAGCAAGGACUUCUUCAACCUCUUAGCAUCUCGAGGAAUCAAUUUCCUUCUCUCUUCCCAAGGGCAGGUGCCAAUAUCAUCAGCAUGGCCUCUUGUUCUCGGCCAACUGGUGCAGGCCAUGCAAAACUUUUGCUCCACAGCUCAUGCAACUCUACCAUACUCUGAAAUCCGAAGGCAGAUCGCUGCAGAUCGUCUUUGUCUCAUUCGACCAAGACGAGGAUCAAUUCGAAGAACAUUUCAUGUCCAUGCCUUGGCUUGCAGUCCCAUUUGAACCCCAAAUUGCAUCAAAUGCUGAGGAACAUCUACCAAGCUCGCCGAAUCCCAACGUUGAUCCCAUUGGUCUCCGUUGGAAUCACAGUUGAAGAAGACCCUUUCACUCGAAAAACUUGAGAAGAGCUCAAGGCUAUUGACGAUGCCAAGCGCCAAGGAGGCAGCCUCGAGCACCUAUUACUGAAUACUCAUAUGUAACAUGUCAUAUUUUGGAACAAACCGUUAUACUGGUCAUAUUGAAAUUAACGUUGUUGAUAAUCACGAAACUUUAUUAAACAAGGUACCAAAAUAAUUUGUUAAUAUUUACCAUUUUGAGUCGGUAAUUGAGAGAAAACAAAAUUAUCAUCAGGUUUUGAUUGUUCGGAGU
Molecule: messenger RNA, 3247 nt
Organism: Linum tenue
Lineage: Eukaryota; Viridiplantae; Streptophyta; Magnoliopsida; Malpighiales; Linaceae
Source: the annotation of a GenBank genome assembly